AUCUCAACAUUCGUAAAUAAAGGUGAGAUUACACGAUACUCAGAAAUAUCGAUUGAAACUUCUGAGUUACGGAAAACAAAACGCUUGACGAUUCGCGUAACCCACGUUCGUCGAGAUAACGAGCGACGUCGAGUCCAGUUAUAGUAAAAAGAGCGAUGGUAUCGCGACGUCGAUCUCCUCGUUCUCAGAACCGAGAUACGAGUGAAACGAUUCGAGUGCACCCACCUCGUAUUACGAGGACUGAUCUUGAUCUUGGCCGUUCACCCGGGCAGCGUUCAGCUUUCAUUAAAAAGACCAGCAAACCGCGGGAAUUACAGCGUUCGUCGGCCAGUGGAAAAAAAAGAAGAGAAAAAGAAGAAAAGAAACGGAACGAGGUGAAGGGUAGCCCCACGGUGGAGGGGCUGGUGGUCCUCCGGUUCUCGCCACGUCUUCCCCAUUAGCCAACUCCUUUCACGUGCGCUGGCAGCGGGUGCAAAAGAUUCCCUUUCAUUCUUAUCCGACUCCCAAUCACGUACGUGUAUAAAAGCGGCAAGCGUGUGCACAGUAGACAGCAGAUCAAAACCGCGGCUGAAACCGCCAAGUAUAUCGCGAGGAGGAACCGGCAGCUGGUCCUCCGGGCGUGCACCAUCGUCUAAUAGAGCUGGUUUACGCUAUCUAGGAACCUGGAGUGCAGAGGGCGGAACACGAUGACGAAUCUCGCGUCGACCAUCUUUGCGGUAGCCUCGCUGAUCAACUUGGCCUGUGCUGGAAGCCAUGGUGGACACGAACACGUGGUGAUCCACGUGCCCUACAAGAUCAAAACCAUCCACCACACGCACACCAUCACCAAGCACAUCCACCACGGAGGCGGGGGUGGCGACAAGUACGAAGUCCUAGGCUACACCGUGGGCCACCCCAUCGACUUGGGUGGUCACGGUGGUGGUGAUUUAGGAGGUGGCCACGACUUCGGUGGCGGCGGUGGCGGAGACUAUGGCGGUGGUCACAUCGAGUACGGCGGCGGUGGUGGAGGUGGCGGCGGUGGUCACAUCGAAUUAGGAGGCGGUGGCUACGGUGGCGGCGGUGGCUACGGUGGCGGCGGUGGUCACUACGAAUUAGGAGGCGGUGGCUACGGUGGCGACAUUGGAGGUGGAUUCGGUGGAGGCGGUGGAUAUGGAGGUGGGGGUGGAUACGGAGGUGGGGGCUUCGAAGGCGGCGGCCACGAAGACUGGGGUGGUCACUAA
Messenger RNA from Hylaeus volcanicus, 1220 nucleotides. RefSeq lists its product as uncharacterized. Bases 687 to 1220 code for a protein of 177 amino acids. The record is from RefSeq and is a predicted model, not a curated record. The transcript is spliced from 4 exons. Lineage: Eukaryota; Metazoa; Arthropoda; Insecta; Hymenoptera; Colletidae.